Messenger RNA from Colletotrichum karsti, 564 nucleotides. RefSeq lists its product as uncharacterized. Bases 1 to 564 code for a protein of 187 amino acids. The transcript has 3 exons. The record is from RefSeq and is a predicted model, not a curated record. Lineage: Eukaryota; Fungi; Ascomycota; Sordariomycetes; Glomerellales; Glomerellaceae.
AUGAAGUUCUUCUCACCAACCCUCCUCCUGCUCUGGGCAGUCACUCUCGUGUCCGCCGCGCCGCCAGCACCAGCCCUGACAUCAGUCUCGGCACCAGCCCCGGCACCCAAGCCGGCACCCACGCCGGCGACCACGGCAUCACCCGAGCCAUCUCCCAAGCCAUCACCCAAGCCGUCUCCCAAGUCAUCGCCCAAGCCAGCACCGGUCCCGGCACCCACUCCCGCUCGCAACCCAGAGUCGCGCUGCGGAGGAAGGCCGAGGAUGUGGGAAUUCGUAUGGAUAGGCUACCAAUACGGUGUGAAUGCCCGCUUCAUACCCGAGAACACCGACAUCACCGAGAUCUGCCACAAACUCUGGGCGGGAGUGCAGCGCUAUGGACUCCCGUGCGCUGCUUGGUCGCACAAGGAAUACCCGCACUUCUGCGGCCAGCACCCCAACGUGAAGGAGCCGCAUCUCUUGUGGAAAUUCGAGGCCAGUAAGCUAUGCAACCACAAAAUGGUCGAGGCCGCCUGGUGGGAGGCCACGCAUAACGAGUUCGGUGCUGUUGAUUGCAAACCAAUUUAA